UCCCCACCCAAAACCCUACCAACUCCUACUCUCCAUCCACGCCAUGGCGCCGCCGGGCUCGCCCGCUCCCUUCACCGUCGGCGGGCCGGUGCUGAACAUGAUAUUCCAAGCGGCGUCCGACGGAGAUCUCCCCCUCUUCAAGAGGCUGGUGACGAUGCUGGACAUGGGCAGGGGCCGCCUCAAGGAGACGGUGGAGGCGCUGAGGGUGGAGGAUGCCGGGUUGCUACAGGGUCUCGGGGCACUGCACGUCGCCGCUAACCGAGGGAGGCUGGAGGUGUGCAGGUACUUGGUCGAGGAACUGCAGGUUGAUGUGAACGCCGUCGACAAGGGAGGUAGAACACCUCUGUUUUUUGCGAUAUCUUGUAAGGGUGUGGGUAUUGCCAAAUAUCUUCUUGAUCAUGGUGCCAAUCCAAACAAAAGCUGCCACGAUGGGCUUUCCCCUUUACAUGAAGCCACUGCAUCAGGAGAUUGUGAAACUGUUAAACUAUUGCUUGCUAAAGGAGCCUAUAUUGACCCGGUAGCCUUUUGUGGGACACCACUUCAUUGCGCUGCUACUCAAGGGCAUGACGGCAUUUUGAAGAUUUUGCUGGACCACAAUGCAGACCGCAAUAAAGAGGUAAAUGGCAAGACGCCUCUCAUUGCAGCUGUAGAUGCUGACUCAAGGAACUGUAUGCUUCUCCUGAUUAGGGCUGGUGCUGACACCAAGGGAGCUUUAACCUAUGCUGCGGAGAAUCUCCAUUCUCAAAAACUUGUUUCAACUGACUUCGUCAAUUGCAUUAAGGAGGACGCUGCUGCCAACCGUGUUCUUCCAGAUGAUGAUGAGCCUGUGUCUAAAAGCAAAACUAGAGCGGCAGGGUUUAAGAAACUUGCGAACAACUCUUUCAAGAAGAAGGAUUAUUUUUCUGCAGCAGGAUCCUACAGUGUGGCAAUGAUGCUUGAUCCAGAUGAUGCGACCAUGUACUCAAACAGGAGCCUUUGCUCGCUCCGCAUGGGUGACGGAGACAAGGCUUUGAUAGAUGCUAACGAAUGCAGGAAAAUGCGGCCUGAUUGGCCAACAGCCUGUUACCGGCAAGGCGCGGCUCUGAUGUUACUGAAGGAUUACAAGGGUGCUUGCGAACAUUUCCUGGAUGGACUCAAGUUGGACCCAGCUAACACUGAGAUUGAGGAUGCAUUACGGAAAGCUUAUGAUGCCAUGCAAGAUGUCUCUCAACACCAAGGCUGAGUAACUGUUUGCAGGGGGAAGGAGUUCUUUGUUUUCUUUUAAAAAAGUGGGAAGAAGUUCUGGAUCUGCUCUCUAGUCGAGCUGUAGCUGAGCGUUUCACCUUUUGCUUAUAGGCUUUGAAUUCCUGAACUUGUCUAAUGGGAAAUCAAGUAAACUACUGGCAUAAACAUCUGGGGGGUUUUAUUUGGUUUCCUAUCUUUUUGUAUCAUUCAUUCGGGCUGUAAGAUAGAUUAUUAUCUGUCCCCUCAUAUGCCCUUCAAAUCCAUAUAAUCUCAUGCAAUGUAGAGCAAACAAUUUACUUUAUAAUUCGUAUAGAGCA
This is a messenger RNA of Aegilops tauschii subsp. strangulata, 1541 nucleotides long. Its product is annotated as hsp70-Hsp90 organizing protein 3-like. The record is from RefSeq and is a predicted model, not a curated record. Lineage: Eukaryota; Viridiplantae; Streptophyta; Magnoliopsida; Poales; Poaceae. Gene Ontology annotation, molecular function: protein binding.